UAUUGUGAUAUCCAGGAAAUUAAACUUCACCUUACCGGUACAGCAUCACUCUCUCUGAGACAAUCCAACGCGUUCUCAUCCCAAAGCGCCAUAUAGGACGCUUUUGCAAAAGCGUAAAAAGCAAAACAGCGCCUGAAAAAGUAACCUAUUUUGUUAUUAGACAUUUCCGACGUGGUUGAGGAUGGAGAAAAUAAGUUAUACGUUCAGUCAGCAAUAUGAGGAAAAAAUCCGACCUUGCAUCGACACUAUCGAUAAUUUACGGUCUUUGGGAGUCGAAAAGGACUUGGCUUUGCCUGCCAUCGCCGUCAUUGGAGACCAAAGCUCAGGAAAGAGUUCGGUUCUGGAGGCGCUGUCAGGGGUAGCGUUACCCAGGGGAAGUGGAAUUGUUACCCGAUGCCCUCUUGAGCUCAAGAUGAUAAGAACUAAAGGCGAAGAGAAAUGGCAUGGGAAAAUCAGUUACAAGAACUUUGAGGAAGACAUUGAUGACCCAGCAGAAGUGGAGAAAAAGAUUCGUGAAGCCCAGGAUGAGAUGGCUGGACCAGGUGUUGGUAUUAGUGAUGAUCUCAUCAGUCUGCAGAUCCAUUCUGCCAAUGUUCCUGACCUCACUCUCAUUGACCUCCCCGGGAUUGCACGAGUGGCUGUCAAAGGUCAGCCUGAAAAUAUUGGAGAUCAGAUCAAGAGACUGAUCAGGAAGUUUGUUACAAAGCAAGAAACUAUCAACCUGGUUGUGGUGCCAUGCAAUGUUGACAUCGCGACCACAGAAGCAUUGCAGAUGGCUCAGGAGGAGGACACUGAUGGUGAAAGAACUUUAGGCAUCUUAACAAAGCCGGAUCUGGUGGAUAAGGGCACUGAAGGGACAGUGGUAGACAUUGUGCACAAUGAGGUCAUUCACCUUACUAAAGGCUACAUGAUUGUAAGGUGCAGGGGACAAAAAGAGAUUAUAGAUCAGGUCACUCUUAAUGAGGCCACAUUAACAGAGGAUGCCUUCUUCAAAGACCACCCUCAUUUCAGCAAACUCUAUGAAGAAGGUUUUGCUACUAUUCCCAAGUUGGCUGAGAAACUAACAAUUGAAUUGGUUCACCACAUUCAGAAAUCCCUGCCUCGUUUAGAAGAACAAAUCGAGACAAAGCUCGCUGAAACACAGAAGCAACUGGAGGCAUACGGCAACGGACCCCCAUCAGAUCCUGCAGAAAGACUGAGCUUUCUCAUUGAUAAAGUUACAUCUUUCACACAUGAUACCCUCAAUCUGACCUCUGGAGAAGAGGUUAAAUGUGGAUCAGAUUUACUGAUUUUUCCAGAACUUCGUAAAGAAUUUGAAAAAUGGAAUGACUUCUUGAUUCGGUCAGGAUAUAACUUCAAAACAAAGAUUGAGGAAGAAGUUGAUAAUUAUGAAGCCAAAUAUCGGGGAAGAGAGCUUCCUGGAUUCAUCAAUUACAAGACCUUUGAAGGGCUUGUUAGGAAUCAGAUCAAGCUGUUGGAGGAACCUGCCUUAAAUACACUGAAGACUGUCUCUGAUGUGGUUAGAAGGAAGUUCGUCCAGCUGGCACAGUGCAGCUUCAUUGGAUUCCCUAAUCUUCUGACAACAGCAAAGACUAAGAUCGAAGCCAUCAAGCUGGAUAAAGAAUCAUUGGCAGAAUCCAUGCUGAGGACCCAAUUCAAGAUGGAGCUCAUUGUUUACAGUCAAGAUGGCUCAUACAGCCAGAGCUUGAGAGAUUCAAAGGAAAAGAUGGAAGAGGAUGGAGACAGUUUUGGUAGCAUAAGCUUUAGCACAGACAAUCAUGCUACCUUGCGAGAGAUGAGGUUGCACCUAGAGUCCUACUUCACGAUUGCAAGCAAGCGUCUAGCCGACCAGAUCCCAAUGGUGAUCCGCUAUAUGUUGCUCCAGGAAGCAGCUUUGGAGCUGCAAAGGAACAUGUUGCAGUUGCUGCAUGAUAAAGAUGGUGUGGACAACCUGCUUAAAGAAGACUUUGACAUUGGACAAAAGCGGGAGAGCUUACUGAGUCGCCAGAAACGUCUGAUGAAAGCACGAAGCCUCCUGGUUACCUAUUAGAAAUCACUUCAUAUAGCUGAUUCCAACAGUUUCAAUGCAACAAAUAAUAAUAAAACGAACUCUCAAUUGGUCAUAGCUUGAAAUAUUCAACAUGGGAAACAAUAAUGUAAACUUGCAUGAUGUUGUUGUUUUAUUUUGGAAAAUUCAAUUGAGCAAAUUUCAAGAAACAUAAGAAUUCUUUGCAGCAACUUUUAUGUAGAGAGCAACCAUACAUUUGUGUUGUUUUACUUCCUUUAGUAUUAAUUCAUUUAUAAUCAUUUAAUCAAUGUAUUAUUCCAUUUAAUGGUAUAAUCAUUUAAACCAUUUACUUAUUACACUAAUUCAUUAAUUGAUCAGUCAUUUUAUAUUAUCAUUUAUGAGUCCUUAUUGAAGAAAAGUGAAUGAUCUAAGGAUUUUAGCAACCUGGAGAGAGAGAGAGAGAGAGAGCACAACUAUAUAUUUGACUGUUUUAUUUCCUUUAAUAUUCAUCAUUUUCUUAUUCUAUUUAAUAAUGUAAAAGUUUAUAUUAAUUAUUUGAACCAUUCAUAUUCUAGACUGAUCAGUUAUUUUAUACUAUUUUUCCUUCACGGUUUAACCUUAGCUUUAUGUUUUGAGCUGGGUUGUCUUCAAGAAUAAGACAUACGAGAAUGUCUUUAUUUCACGGUUUUUAACAAUCGCAGAUUUUCCAUUGCUACUGCUUGUAUAAUAACACUUAUUGAAUUUGUGCUGCUCAGACAAAGUUUUACUGAGCAUUAAAAUGCUCAGUAAAAAAUAAUCAAUUAUGAUUAUUAAAUAACCUAGGGUCAUUUUACCAUCACUUUGUCUUCUGCUUUCAGAAAAUGGUCUACGGAAGAUGUCAUCAAUCUGACUCUUGGGCUCAUUGAAGCAUUUAUGUCUGUCAUUUCUCUCCAAUAAAAUUUUGUUUUAGA
Molecule: messenger RNA, 2958 nt
Organism: Pimephales promelas (fathead minnow)
Lineage: Eukaryota; Metazoa; Chordata; Actinopteri; Cypriniformes; Leuciscidae
Product: interferon-induced GTP-binding protein MxA
Biological process (GO): synaptic vesicle budding from presynaptic endocytic zone membrane; defense response to virus; receptor internalization
Cellular component (GO): plasma membrane; cytoplasm; microtubule
Molecular function (GO): GTP binding; microtubule binding; GTPase activity
Source: RefSeq, a predicted model, not a curated record